AUGGAGUGGACAAAGCAGACAUACAACCAGCAGUACGAGAAAUGGGUCCCCUGGCUCGAGGACGUCUACCUGCGAUGGUUCACCAAGGACAACAAGGCUAGCUAUACCACCAAGGACACCUUGGACAAGAGCAAGGUGACCGGCAUCGAACAGGUCGAUACCCUCCAAGACGGCGUUCACAACCUCGCCGCCAGCCAGGUCGGCCAGGGCGGUCUUCUGCAACCUGUUGGAGACCUCGCGUCGAAGGAGGGCAUCAACCGUGCCGAGCGCCAGGGCAAGGACGACGAGGGCGGUUACGUCCCUACCGCUGUUCCUGGCUCUGGUGCCGUCAACACCACCGUCGGUGGCGUUGCUGAUGGCGGCAAGGCCGUUGCCGGCAAGACCACCGAGGGCGUCAAGGGUGCCGGCAACUAUGUUGGUGGUCUCUUUGGUGGUGGUAAGAAGGAGGAGCAGAAGUGA
Molecule: messenger RNA, 459 nt
Organism: Colletotrichum truncatum
Lineage: Eukaryota; Fungi; Ascomycota; Sordariomycetes; Glomerellales; Glomerellaceae
Source: RefSeq, a predicted model, not a curated record